Molecule: messenger RNA, 1527 nt
Organism: Cynara cardunculus var. scolymus (artichoke)
Lineage: Eukaryota; Viridiplantae; Streptophyta; Magnoliopsida; Asterales; Asteraceae
Product: cytochrome P450 81D1-like
Exons: 3
Coding region: 1-1527 (508 amino acids)
Molecular function (GO): heme binding; oxidoreductase activity, acting on paired donors, with incorporation or reduction of molecular oxygen; monooxygenase activity
Source: RefSeq, a predicted model, not a curated record
AUGGAAUACGGACACUUGUAUCUAUUGCUGCUAAUUUUAGCUUGCUUCAUAUUCAACCGAUAUUUGAUUCCUAAUUUAAGGAAUCUACCGCCAACUCCAUUAUCGGCCAUGACAGUAAUAGGCUACCUUUUCUUCUUCAAGCAGCCCAUCCACCGAACCCUCUCCCAAAUCGCCACCCGCCAUGGUCCCAUUUUGCUCCUCCGUUUUGGUUUCCGACGAGUCCUUCUUAUCUCCUCCUCCUCGGCUGCGGAGGAUCUCUUCACCAAAAACGACGCCGUCUUUGCCCACCGACCUAAGUUGUUGGCGGGGAAGCAAUUUGGACACAACUACACCAACCUUGCUUGGGCACCUCGAGGUGCCCUCUGGCGUCACCUCCGCCGUGUCUCCUGCCUUGAGAUCCUCCCAUUCCAUCGUCUCACGGACCACCAUGACUCACUUGCAGACGAGGUGAAGCUGUUGCUUGGCCGUCUUUUCCAUUCUGACAACGAAAUAGUAGAGUUAAAACCCGUGUUUCUGGAGCUUGUGGUUGAUGUGAUGAUAAGGAUGUUCACAGGAAAAAGGUUUUCUUCAAAAUUGACAGCAAGGAUGAAUGCGAUGGAGUCAAUUUCGUUUUUGGACUAUGUGACCAGUUCAUUCAGGAUGACAACAGCAGAGCCAGAUUUGGGGUAUUUUAUGCCAAUAUUGAAGUUGCUGGGACUGAGAGGGUUGGAACAUAGGAUGAAGGAGUUGCAGCAAAAGGGAGAUUUGCUUAUGGACAACUUAAUUGGAGAGCUAAGAACAAAGAUGCUUGAAUUUUCUGAUGGAUCAGGUGAUCAGAGAGAAGAGAAAGUGAUUGAGUUCUUAUUGGCUAGACAAAAAGACGAUCCUAAGGGUUACCAUGAUGAAAUUAUUAGAGGACUGUUGCUCGUGUUAAUGGCAUCAGGUACUGACACAUCUGCCGGAAUCAUGGAGUGGGCAUUUUCUCUUCUAUUGAACCAUCCAGAAGUUCUACAAAAAGCACAGAAUGAGAUCAAGAAUUAUGUGGGCAGUGAUCGUUUCCUAGAGCAGUCAGACAUAGACCAUUUGCCUUAUCUAAAUUGCAUUGUUAAGGAGACAAUGCGAAUGUACCCGGUUGCCCCUUUGCUAGUCCCUCAUGAGUCGUCAAAGGAAUGUACAAUCGGAGGGUACAACAUUCCAAAAGGCACCAUGUUAAUGGUGAACGUUUGGGCUAUUCAGAACGACCCCAAUAUAUGGAUAGAACCCGCAAAGUUCAAACCAGAAAGAUUCGAAAAGGUUGUAGGCGAAAGAGAUGGAUUUAAGCUAAUGCCCUUCGGAUAUGGAAGGAGAAGUUGUCCUGGUAAGCACAUGGCAAUGCGUGUGAUCAGUUUGGCAUUGGGCUCACUUAUUCAUUGCUUCGACUGGGAAAGAGUUGGUGAGAAGAUGGUUGACUUGACCGAAGAAACCGGACUUGCCUUGCUCAAGGCACAGCCAUUGAUGGCUGUGUGUCGCUCAUGUUCCGCGAUGAAGGAUCUACUUUCUGAAAUUUGA